Linum tenue is the source of this 237-nucleotide messenger RNA. The record is from the annotation of a GenBank genome assembly. NCBI's taxonomy places the organism in Eukaryota, Viridiplantae, Streptophyta, Magnoliopsida, Malpighiales, Linaceae.
AAAAGAAGAAACAGAUUGCAGCAUAAAGUGCUUAGUAACUUGGUGUUUGUGAAUUACAACUUGCGAUUGGAGAAUAGGGAGUAUUAUACCAAAAACAAAAAAGAAUCAUAUGAUCCCAUAAGCCUUGAAAGCAUUGAUUCUACUGUUACUAGUCACUGGUUGUCAGAAGGGAAAGAAGGUUCAUCUUCUAGGGAAAAUGAAUUGGAUAUUGAUGAGCUGGAUCGAGCAUUAGAAGAG